GGACAGGAGUGUGGCUCCAGGACCCACUUUUAUUCGUGAGAUAUCGGCCAGACGACCAGCCAAAGGACAGGGAUGCGGCUGCCGCUUGCUGUGAGCGUCACGAUGGUGGCCGUUGUGACGCUGGCUGCAGAUAACGCCACCUCGACUUCCUCUCAGCGUCAGAACAGGGCCCUGCUGGCGUCACCGGGGUCUUUUCACGUACUCGGUGAUGUUCUGUUCGGUGAUCCGUCUCACAAACAUAAGUACCAGCCCGAGUGCAGCCGGUUCCAGCCGUGCCGGCGCGGGUUCUGCGUGCUGAACCACUGUGUUGACUGCCAGUACGACGAGGACUGUCCCGCCGGCCGCGUCUGCGUCUCACAGAGCUGCGUUCAGUGCUCCGUCGACCAGCAGUGCCCGUUCGGCGCCCUGUGCCGGAACGGCGUCUGCGACGGGACGUGUCAGCUGGAUAGCCAGUGCCGGCCGGGCGAGGUGUGUGUGAGCGGCCGGUGUCAGGCGGCAGUCACGGGACCUCUGGUGUGCACUGUGGACACCGACUGCCCCUCCCGGCUCUGCACCAGGGGCAGGUGUGAGAGGUGUGUGCUCGACUCCAACUGCCGCGUCGGCCGCUGCGUCGCCGGGGUGUGUGUUGGCUGCGUGUUCGAUGCCGAGUGUGGUCCCCUGCAGCGGUGCGUGCUCGGCGUGUGUCUAGCGGGGGAGGUGGUCACUCCCGUCCUACCUGCCGGCUGUACCUCGGACCUCGAGUGUCCCUCACGCUCCUGUGUGCUCGGGGUGUGCUCCGAGUGCUCGGCCGUGUUCCCGUGCGCCGAUCCCAGCGAGCUCUGUGUCGGCGGCGUGUGCCGGGCCCCCGGCGGGGUCGGAGCCACCUGUGUUGUCUCGCUGCAGUGUGCCGCGGGGGUCUGCGUCCUGGGGCGGUGCGUCGAGUGUGGCGCCGACUCUGACUGCGCGGGAGGGGAGUUCUGUUCGACCACCUCCCGGUGUGAGGCCCGGCGCGGUCUGCUGCGGCCCUGCACCGAGGACCGGCAGUGUCUCUCCGAUAUCUGCCUGGACCGUCGGCUCUGCGUGGACUGCAUCACCUCACAGCAGUGUCCGCGGGACCACUUCUGCGCCCUGACCACCUGCCGACCCCUGGGCCUGUUCGACGCGCCCUGCCGCGACGACCUCGAGUGUGUCUCCCAGAGGUGCGGCCCCACCAACAGGUGCGUGCAGUGUCGACGGACCGUCGAGUGCAACGUGGGCCAGUUCUGCACGCUGGAGGGUGCGUGCCGGGAUUUGUUCGCGCUCCAGACCUCGUGUACGGCCAACGAGCAGUGCCGCUCGGGCUUCUGCAGCGCGGCGCGGAUCUGUGUGCAGUGUCUGCUGACCAGUCAGUGUCUGGCCGGUCAGAUUUGUGACGCGGGCCUCUGUAGGACGGUGACAUAAAGCGGACAACUGUGAACCGAUGUGGUUGGUGAAAAUUGUGUCAGUAAAUUGGAAAUAAUGUUCCCGGGAGAGACUUGUGAAUGGCCUGUAGGGAAGUUGAAGUUGCUAGUGUAGAUAUGAGGUGUGAUGUAUUUUCUGUUAUUAUCUUGUUAUGAAAAGUGCGUGCUGGAGAGAGAUGUUUGAACCUCAAGAAAAAACACACAAUGCAUCCAGACUCGUAAAACGCUUGUGCAACUGUUGACAAUAUGUACGAUUGAACGCAUAUGCAUUAUGCAGGCUAGCUUUUUUAGAUACAGAAACGGUGCAUUUUCCAUAUCAAGUUUAAACGUCUCAUUUCGACAUUCUUUCGAUGGUAGCGUAGAUAAGUUGUGACAUUUUGAAGAUAUUUCCCACAGCAGUGUUUGGCGAAAUGACUUCUAAAAACGUCAAUUCGAUGGAUUAAAUAUUGCACAGACCAUGUUGUAAUGAAACAUAAAAUGUCUGAUAAUGGAUUGACAAUCCUCUAAUACCCGAUCAGUAAAUGUAAACCACUGGUGAUUAGUGAUAACAAUCAUGUUGCAAAAGUGGUAAGAUUACGGAAAUAUGCAAAUAAAUCACAUGGAAGG
Messenger RNA from Amphibalanus amphitrite, 2024 nucleotides. RefSeq names its product latent-transforming growth factor beta-binding protein 2-like. The record is from RefSeq and is a predicted model, not a curated record. The coding region runs from base 73 to 1419 and encodes 448 amino acids. The transcript is spliced from 3 exons. Lineage: Eukaryota; Metazoa; Arthropoda; Thecostraca; Balanomorpha; Balanidae.